Caenorhabditis bovis is the source of this 828-nucleotide messenger RNA. NCBI's taxonomy places the organism in Eukaryota, Metazoa, Nematoda, Chromadorea, Rhabditida, Rhabditidae. The record is from the annotation of a GenBank genome assembly.
AUGAAUUUAUCGAUAACGGCGACGUCGUCGUCAUCUGAGAAGCUGUCAUCGUCGCCGUUCUCAUCGUCCACAUCGCCACCGAGCAGCAAGGAACAACAGAAUCGCCGUCAGUACUACACCGAAAAUGGGAAUAAUAAUAAAACAGAUGUGUUCAAUAUUUCGAUGCAAGCAUUCGCUCCGAACGCAAAGAAUGAAGAGCAGAUUCAAGCGCAUUUCAACACACUGAGCUCCUACUAUUCGGGCCUCAAACUCACAAACACCUCGUCAUUUCCAGCGCCAGAUCCCUACCAGAUUUUGGGACCAACUAGCCGCAGUUUAGCGCAUUCCGGAAGCGGACAAACACAGUUGUGGCAGUUUCUUCUUGAACUUCUCUCAGACAGUCGCAAUGCGGAAGUGAUCACAUGGGAAGGAACCAAUGGAGAAUUCAAGCUAGUGGAUCCUGAUGAAGUCGCAAGAAAAUGGGGAGAACGAAAAUCGAAGCCAAACAUGAAUUAUGAUAAAAUGUCAAGAGCUCUUCGCUAUUAUUACGACAAGAAUAUAAUGGCGAAAGUGCACGGAAAGCGAUAUGCGUACAAGUUUGAUUUUCAAGGAAUCGCGGCAGCUCUGCAGCCAGCAACAGCGACUGGACCGCAAGAUUAUUUCAAUUCGCACACGGUUGGUAGGAUUGCUCCUGACUUUUCUUGGACCAGUGCCAAUUACCGAUCUCUAAUUCCAGCCGGAUUUAACGGUGGCAGCACAAUUUUCAAUCCAUCGGUCGGAUAUAGCGCAUUCGGUGCCACUAGUGGUACCGGUAAUCUCUCGACAAGAGCAUUCCCGCUCUACCGCUAA